Mobula hypostoma (lesser devil ray) is the source of this 6018-nucleotide messenger RNA. Its product is annotated as rho GTPase-activating protein 44-like. The coding region runs from base 1519 to 4497 and encodes 992 amino acids. Gene Ontology annotation, cellular component: leading edge membrane; dendritic spine; postsynaptic density. Gene Ontology annotation, biological process: negative regulation of Rac protein signal transduction; signal transduction; regulation of actin cytoskeleton organization. The record is from RefSeq and is a predicted model, not a curated record. The transcript has 22 exons. Gene Ontology annotation, molecular function: protein binding; GTPase activator activity. Lineage: Eukaryota; Metazoa; Chordata; Chondrichthyes; Myliobatiformes; Myliobatidae.
GUACUACAUGCACCCUUGGAGGUCGACCGGGGAGGGGGAUAUAGGGUUGCGGGGGGCAGAUGUGCUACCCCCCUGAAAUGAGUUUUUGCAGGGUGGGAUGUCUGCAUUGAAGGUAGUUUUUACAUAAUUUAUUGAUGAGUGCUCCAAUCACCAGGAUCUAUCUAGCUUCCAACAGCAAGACAACCUCUUGACCAUUGGAGGAGACCAACCUGCUCUUGAGAGCAAUUUUGCUGCAAUCCAACUUCUUUAGCUGAAGUAGAGCGGAGCUUUUAAGUGCUCCUCUCCGGUAGUCAAUAAUUAAAAGAAAACGAUAAAAGAUUAGCUUUGUUUGUCAGAUACACAUCAAAACAUACAGUGAAAUGUGUCUUUUGUGUCAAAUCAAAUCAGCAAAGACUGUGCUAGCCAGCCUGCAAGUGUCAGCGCAAUUCUGGUGCCAACUUGCAUGCCCACAACUCACUAACCCUAAUCUUUGGAAUAUGGAGGGAAACCAGAGCACUCUGAGAAAACCCAAGCAGUCAUGGGCAGAAUGUAUGAACUCCCUACAAACAGCAGUGGAAAUCAAAUCCCAGUCUUACAGCUAACACUGUAAAGCAUUAUGCUAACCACUAACCACUAAGCACAAAAGUUUGUGCUUUUCAUGCAGUGCUGGCAAAUCAGAAAAUAGUGUUCCAGGUGCACAUUUCUUUAAUGGACAUAUUUCUACUCUCAUGUAGUAUACACCAUGUUCUUUACCACUAGAACAUUAACAAUAUCCCCUUUUAAAGAUAAACUCAAUCUUUAUUACAAUACUUAAGUGGAUUAUCCCAACAUUGGCAUACAACAUGCAAGAAUGGGCUUUAAUCCUUCUCGUGGAGAAUCAUCCUAUUUAUUGCAUCAGGCUGGAAACAUGGUUGGAGUUACUAAAACUAUCUUAACAAGAAGAUUAUCUUCUUGCUGCAGUAAAAGUCAUAUCAUGUGUGGAAAAGUGCAGUGGAAGACCAUUGCUUUUCCUUGAUUGGAUGUCUGUUUAACAAAGAUUGAUGGAAUAUAAUUUUCAUUUUAUUAAUAACAACUAAAUAUAUUCAAAACAAUUAAUAUCAAGUUAUAUUGUGCUUUAAAACUAAUUUGUUAAUAAUGAAAUGUUCGCAAUUGAAAUAGUUGGCUGAAUUCCACAAGGACACGUCUAUGCAAUAGCCAAAUGACAGUCAGCAGGGAGUUAAUCCUCACCCACGAUCGGUCUAUUAUAUGUAUCCAAAGCAGUUUUCUUUCUUAGCACAGACCAAAUUGCAUUGACCGUAAAGAUGUUCUGCUGGUAACAGGGUGUUAAAGGAUGGAGCUAUGAAUCAAGGAGGCAGUACACGUUCAGUAAAACAGCAGCUGGUUGCUGACUCAGCACUUUGUCCAGUCUGCAGACCAACUGAGUCCGUUUUGUUUGUACUGCAGAUAAAAGUACGAGUAAUUGGCAACAACAAAGAAUUUUUUUUUCGAAAAAGCAAGAGGUGUUAUUCCAAUCUGUGUCUGUAGUUGCUUCAGAAGAUAAUGUCUCAUUUCAAGAUGCGUUUCCUCAGAGAAGAUAGCAGCAAAGUGCCUUAUUCUCGUCUCUGCGGGUCGAGAGAAGAAGUUCUGAAUGCCGACUUUUCAAAAAUUCAAUAUUUCAUCCGGUUCCUUGAAUUCCUUCAUUAUCUAGGAAGCAUCUACAGGAUGAUGAAGAAAAAGCUGAGAGCUGAAAAGACAGAAGUAUUAACUGAAGAUUUGCUGCAGGUAGAGAAACGAUUGGAGCUGGUAAAACAAGUGUCUCACAGCACUCAUAAAAAGCUUACAGCAUGUCUCCAAGGACAACAAGGUGUGGACGCCGACAAACGAUCCAAAAAGUUACCGUUAACAACAUUAGCACAGUGUUUAGUAGAAGGCUCCGCUAUCCUGGGUGAAGACUCCUUGCUAGGGAAGAUGCUGAAGAUGUGUGGUGACACAGAGGAUAGGCUAGCCCAGGAACUCAUCCUGUUUGAGCUGCAGAUAGAAAGGGAUGUGAUAGAGCCAUUAUUUGUGUUGGCUGAGGUGGACAUUCCCAACAUCCAAAAGCAGAGGAAACAUUUAGCAAAAUUAGUUUUGGACAUGGACUCAGCUAGAACACGGUGGCAGCAGUCUUCAAAGUCAUCGGGAUUGUCAAGCAAUCUGCAGUCAUCUGGUGCCAAGGCUGAUGCGCUCAGGGAAGAAAUGGAAGAAGCAGCAAAUCGUGUGGAGAUCUGCAGGGAUCAGCUGGCAGCGGACAUGUACAGUUUUGUGGCCAAAGAAAUAGACUAUGCAAAUUAUUUUCAGACACUAAUAGAAGUGCAAGCAGAGUAUCACAGGAAGUCAUUAGUACUUUUACAGAGCAUACUGCCUCAGAUUAAAGCUCAACAAGAGGCUUGGAUAGAAAAGCCUUCCUUUGGCAAGCCACUGGAAGAACAUCUUGCAAUAAGUGGACGAGAAAUAGCAUUUCCUGUUGAGGCCUGUGUGACAAUGUUACUGGAGUGUGGCAUGCAGGAAGAGGGCCUUUUCAGGGUAGCUGCUUCAGCCUCCAAACUGAAGAAGCUAAAGGCUUCACUUGACUGUGGUGUGUUGGACGUGCAAGAGUAUUCUGUGGAUCCUCAUGCUGUAGCAGGAGCUCUUAAAUCAUAUCUUCGAGAAUUACCAGAACCUUUGAUGACAUUAGAAUUGUAUGACGAAUGGAUACAAGCAUCAAAUAUUCAGGACCAAGACAAGCGGCUUCAGGCAUUAUGGAAUGCAUGUGAGAAGCUACCCAAGGCUAAUUACAACAAUUUCAGAUACUUGAUAAAAUUCCUAGCCAAACUAACAGAAUACCAAGAUGCCAACAAAAUGACCCCUGGUAACAUGGCAAUAGUCCUGGGGCCCAAUCUACUCUGGACAGCCAAUGAAGGGUCCAUGACUGAAUUGAUGACAACAGUUUCCAUACAAAUUGUGGGGAUUAUUGAACCAAUAAUUCAACAUGCUGAUUGGUUCUUCCCAGGAGAUAUUGAGUUUAAUGUCACUGGAAGCUAUGGGAGCCCAUUACACACCAAUCAUAAUGCAAACUACAACUCCAUGCCUUCGCCAGACAUUGAUCACUCGGACCGCAAGCAACACGAUCAAGCAAGGCGACCUCUCAGCGUUGCUACUGACAACAUGAUGCUGGAAUUUUAUAAAAAAGAUGGCCUUAGGAAAAUACAAAGCAUGGGUGUGAGGGUGAUGGACACUUCCUGGGUGGCCCGCAGAGGCUCCUCCAUUGUCCGAAAAACAUCCUCCACCCCGCCUGGCACACAACCCCCUCCUCCGCCCGCCGAACUCGCUGCUUCGUGUCAGUCGCCAAUCCCCGAGCAGUCUGUAGAACGUUCCACUUCUCCCUCCCCCACUCCUCCACCUAGCGGCCCAGUAUCAGGGGCCGAAACAGCAAGCGCAGACGAGUUGCCUUCCAAUUGGUCGGAUUCCUGUUAUUCUUAUCCGUCCCCAGAGGAUGACAGAUCUACCCCGUCUCCUUGCUCCCAGCAUGCCCACCAUUUCUACCAUAAGGCUCAGCCAUCUGCUCGGCCUGAGGCUGUACCCCAAGCCUCGCCCCCUCAGCGAUGGCCCGGGUACAGCCCAACCUUGCUCACUCGGCCUCCUUCCCCACAGCAGCUUGACAUCAACUCUAACCCUCAGCCGUGCUCCCUUCACCUCCCUAAGCCGGGCUCCCCUACUGACUUGCAUGUAUCUGAAACUAACGUCUCACCUGUCUACAUCAAAACCCCUCUUCUCCUAACCAAGCACAACCCCCAUUGUAACCCCUCCACCCCUUCUGUGUCAGCCUCUCCCCCUUGGGUCGGCUGCGCCUGUGCCAGAGACAAAGGAACCAGGCUAACUAGUGCAAUGAAAGGCAAAGAACUCUCCCCUGUGAUUGGACAGAAAGGCAGGCCCGUUUCUGACCAUGUGACUUCUUCCAGCAGCCUGCAGCAAAGCAUUGCCACAAGUCAGCUGCCAAGUGAGCAGAGCCCCCAUACAUUGCGCAAAGCUGCAAAGAAGGUGGUGCCGUUACCACCCAAAAUCCCAUUUGACCAGGCGACAGGCCAGCCUUCACCCGCCAGCCUUUCUCCAACCCCUCCGAGCACUCCCUCCCCAUACGCUGCAAACUUCCCUCAAGCCUAUACCUUGCCACCAAGCCAAACUCCCCCAGCCGCACCAUCCCUGUCCUCUCCUCCUUCCCAAACAAGCACUUUAACCAAAUCUCGACCCACGGUGAAGCCGAGACAAAGGCCCACACUUCCACCUCCACAACCUCCCACCCCGGGCCUUUCUGGACCCAGUCCGCAGCCCCUGGAACAUACUAUUUUAGCUGGAGAAAGCAUGUCUACAGAUAUGGGCGAUCCUGACCCCUCUUUUGUACAGUCAGUAGAGGUGUAUGACAUGCUCUACACUGAACCCUCAGACCAAAUGUGCACAAACUCUGUUGCAGACUUUAGAGUAAAAGCAGAUUCCGAUGAGGAGUCAGAAAGUACUGUCCUAUGACACAAGAACACUUCAUUUGUGGGACUCCGGCUGUACAUACAUUAUAUCUAGAGGAUGGUGGACAUCUCGCCGCAUAUUACUGCAAGAAAAGCUGCUUCCAUUAACUAUGGGAAUGGAUAAAUCUGUUUUGGUUGGGUAAUGGUUGUCAGCCCUUAAAACACGAUUUUGUUGACUGGGAUCAAUGUUUUCUUUUUUAUACUUUUUAUUUAGAAUUAAUGAUUCAUCUUUCUUAUUAAAAAAAAUACUUGGCCUUUGAACCUUACACUUAAUUUGAUUCCUGUAUUUUCAGAAUUUUAUAAUACCUAAUAAAAAUGCCAUAUCAACCAGCAAUGCUCUCAGACUAGGUAUUUAUAUCUCCCAUGUGCAAGGAGAUUGCCUUUAUGGAAAUGGUAGUUAGAGCUUCCACAUUUAAUUGUCCAGAGGGAAUGGAUUCCUGCAACCAGGAGGUCAGAAUCUUGAGUUUAAAAUUCCUCCCAUCAACAGAAGAAAUGUCCUUUCCAUCGUUUAUUGGAAUGAGCUGAUUCUUUAAGCAAAUAGUUAGGUGAGCCAAAAAAAAUGUAAAUUAAUUAAUGAAGAGAGAAAUUAUCAAAAUUUAAAAUCUUGUCUGAAGAAACCUUCAGUGCCCAAGAGAUGGAGAAAGUACACUCAGGAUAAGUCGACAAGCACUGUUUGUAAGCUAUUGAACUGUUCUAAUGCAUAUCUAUGGCACCAGCCAGUCAAAGAUUUUGACCCCUGCAGUUACGCAAUACAGAGUUGCAAACAAGAUCUAUUUCUAAAAGUGAUGAUUCACACAAAAUGAAAGCAAGACUUUAUUUUCAUUAUAAUAGAAAUUAUAAAAGGAAAUAUAAUUCCACGUCCUGUUGUACACAACCUAGUGUUUGUUUGUAUCAUUCAGAGGAGAAAUACUUUAAAUGCAACAAUAUAGUUUAAAUUUGUAUAAUAUGUGCACAAAACCUGACAGUUGCCAAUUAUUCUGAAAGUAAUUUUAUCCAGAGGAAGAGGAAUAAAGUUAUCAUUAUUGUACUUAAGUCUGUAUGUGGAUGAUGACUAUUACAAUGGAUUGUUGUGGCUGUAAAACUUUAAUUGUUAUCAUGCCAGAAUACCUUGUAUGAAUAGAAUUUAAUUAAUGUCCAUGUAAAUGUUGUAUUAAAAAUAUACUGUGUAUUUAAGGGAAUGGGACUAGACUGGCAAUUGGUUAUGUGGUGAUUGCCUUUGUAAUGUACAGGGUCUAAUACAUUGCUCAGUGCAGUGACAUUUUAAAUGGUCAUAAGGAGUGUAGAGUUAUGAGAGAACAUAAUAUAUCUGUUAUAUAAACACUUGUUUCAUGCAUUAUGUUUCACUGAAAAAAAUAUAUAACUAUAGUGCUUUAAAAUACAACUCUUGAAAUUAGAGGGCUUAGUGGCAAUGUCUAAGAAAUAGUGCUGAUUCCCUCAUCUGUGGUUUCUUGUCUAAAACCUGAAGAAAAACUGAACUGAAAAUAAAGUAAAAUAUUAUAAAAUGUAGAGCGGACUUGAUGUGUUC